AUGUUGUUUGUAAAUGAGUCUUGUGAAUGUAAGGAGCAACUUAAUUUACUUAUUGAAGGAUUUUGGGUUCGGGAAUUUGUACUAGUUUUUGCAAAGAACCAUGAAAAACUCCAGCAGAGUUUCAAAUACUUUAUAAAAGAGAAGUUUACAAGAAUUUUUGGAAUAAUCGAAUCUAAUAGUUUGUAUGCUUGCUUUCCCUACGCAAACAACUUGGUGCAAAAAGUACCAGCUAAACCACCAAUUCCACAUGCUCUCAAAAAUUUAAACAGAUUUCCCAUUCGCACUGCAUUUAUUCGGGAGUUUCCAAGGGUUUAUGGAUAUGAAAAAAAUGGCAAGGAAUACGUUGGAGGUUAUGUCGCUAAAUUCUUUGGUGAAUUUGUACGUCGACGUAACGCCACUGCCGUUCGAGUAAAAAUCAAAAAUUUGCAAAACCAGUUUGUAGCUGCUAUUACUAACGCAACUCUAAACGGCGAAGUAGAUAUCAGCAUGUACUCCUAUGAUACCAUGAAAGGCUUGCAAUUGAGUUAUCCCUUUGAAAUUCUAAACUGGAUCAUUUUGACACCAUUGAACGGACACAUUGAUCCGAAUGAGUACUUUUUGAGACCGUUUUCGUCAACUGUGUGGUUUUUAACGGUGAUAGCUUUUAUCUACAUUGUUGGAAUGAAUGUGCUCAAGAAUAUUUGUUGCGAUAGACCUGCUGAAAUUUGGCGAUCCUUUUGUCUCAUAUAUAUACGAAUGUUAAGCUUUCCAAUUCCAGCACCGGAUACCCACGAAUAUCGAUUACAAAUCCAAGUACUUAUAUUUGCAUUUGUCUUGGGAAACAUUUAUUUGGCAUUUCUGACAUCAUUUCUGACAGUUUAUAUAAAAGUCCAUCAAUUUCAGUCAAUUGAAGAUUUGAUUGAACACAAUUUUCCUGUUCUAAUGGUCAACUACGAAUGGGAAAGAGUAUCAGCACCUGGAGAUCAUCCAAUUAAUUUGGAAAGAGUUGCUAAAAUUGUUGAUCAUUCUUACUUCACCAUGGAAGCAUAUACAUUUGGUAAUAAAAGUCGUGCAUUAGCUAUUGGAUCGGAUAAGGCAAAUUUCUUGAUUGAAUAUGAAAAAUCCAAAUCAAUGCAUAUUGUUCGAGGAAGUUUGGAAAAUUUCUUUUUGGGAUUACUAAUGAUGUAA
Messenger RNA from Episyrphus balteatus (marmalade hoverfly), 1167 nucleotides. RefSeq lists its product as uncharacterized. The transcript is spliced from 2 exons. The record is from RefSeq and is a predicted model, not a curated record. The coding region runs from base 1 to 1167 and encodes 388 amino acids. NCBI's taxonomy places the organism in Eukaryota, Metazoa, Arthropoda, Insecta, Diptera, Syrphidae.